UCCCCUGCUUCAAGUUUAACGAACGAGUAUAAACUUGCAAAAGACCAUGUUCAUUGAAAUUCCUAAUAUUCCCAAGUCUCCCACUGAAUCCCAACUCUUCACACAAUGCCUGGUGGCCUUUGCAUCCUUGGUUAGUGCCUGUCAUUUUCUCAGAUCAUCCAAUUUUUUUUCCCCGAGGAUUUGAAUCUGGUUCCACUUUUGGUGGAGAAUCCAGUUUCCACAAAGUGACUUUUAUGUUUUAAGUUUUAUCAUCACAAACCAUAUUGUUGCAUCCUCAAAUAUAUAUCUUAUUACCCCACUCUCGAUGUUCCGUCCGCAAUAUAUGCAUACUCACAUAAUCCUUGUUCCAAAUCCUCAACAAAAUAUAGCUAGUGUUUGAUCUUCACACAUCAUAACCCUUUCACCACACACCUUAUUGUUCCUCCAAAAAUGGUGGUGGCAACAAAAACCAAGGCCUUCAUGCACCAUCUUAUCACUGGUCGCUGGUUCAUGAUUUUUGCCUCGUGUCUCAUCAUGGCGGUUUCAGGGGCAACAUACAUGUUUGGUUUGUACUCCAAUGAAGUGAAAACCUCUUUGGGGUAUGACCAGUCAACGCUCAACUUGAUAAGCUUCUUCAAGGACCUUGGUGCCAACCUUGGAAUUUUCUCUGGUUUGAUCAAUGAGAUAAGCCCUCCCUGGGUGAUACUAGCCAUAGGGGCCACUAUGAACUUCGUUGGCUACUUCAUGAUAUGGCUUUCUGUCACAUCACGCAUUGCAAAACCACAAGUGUGGCAAAUGUGUCUCUACUUCUACAUUGGUGCUAAUUCUCAGUCUUUUGCUAACACUGGUGCUUUGGUUAACUGUGUCAAGAGUUUCCCUAGAAGCCGUGGAAGUGUUAUUGGUCUCCUCAAGGGUUAUGUGGGUCUAAGUGGUGCUAUUUUCACUCAGCUAUACCAUGCUUUCUAUGGUGACAAUUCUAAGGCUCUUAUAUUCCUCAUUGGUUGGCUUCCUGCUGCUAUUUCCUUCAUUUUCCUUCCAACGGUUAGGGUCUUGAGUAUCACCCCACAACACAAAGAGAUCAAGGUUUUCUACAAACUUCUUUAUAUUUCACUUGGGGUGGCAGGGUUUCUCAUGGUUUUGAUUGUUAUUCAGAACAAGUUGAGUUUCACAAGAGUGGAGUACAUAGUGGAUGGCAUGGUGGUUCUCUUUUUGCUUCUUCUACCACUUUUUGUUGUGUUUAGGGAAGAAUUCAAACUCUGGAAGAACCAAAACCAAAACCAAACCUUCACUGAUCAAGCAGAUGUUGCUGCUUCAGUUAUUGAAUUGCCACAACCACAAGCAGCACCAACUGAUUUGGAAAGGAAAAACAAUUCAUGUUUGAAGAACAUUUUCAAGCCUCCACAAAGGGGUGAGGACUACACCAUCUUCCAAGCUCUCUUCAGCAUUGACAUGCUGAUUCUGUUCAUUGCAACAGUGUUUGGUGUUGGAGGGACACUAACAGCACUUGACAAUCUAGGACAAAUUGGGAACUCAUUGGGGUACCCCAAAAAGAGCCUCACAACUUUUGUGUCCCUUGUGAGUAUAUGGAACUACUUAGGAAGAGCAUCUUCUGGCUUUGCCUCUGAGUACUUAUUGACCAAAUACAGGUUCCCUCGUCCCUUGAUGCUCACUCUAGUCAUGCUUCUUUCUUGUGUUGGCCAUCUUCUAAUAGCAUUUGGUAUCCCAAACUCUCUCUACUUUGCCUCAGUAAUUAUUGGCUUUUGCUUUGGGGCUUUAUGGCCCUUAAUGUUUGCCAUCAUAUCUGAAAUAUUUGGCCUCAAAUACUACUCUACUUUGUACAAUUUUGGGGCCGUGGCAAGCCCUGUUGGAUCUUACAUUCUGAAUGUGAAGGUCACAGGUUAUUUGUAUGAUAAAGAGGCUUUGAAGCAGUUGGAGAUGAAGGGACUCAUGAGGCAAAAGGGGAAGGACUUAACUUGCAUGGGAGUGCAGUGCUAUAAAAUGGCUUUUAUCAUAAUCACUGCUUCAACUUUAAUUGGAUGUUUUGUUUCCUUUAUUCUAGUGUUGAGGACAAGGAAAUUCUACAAAGGUGACAUCUAUGAGAAGUUCAGAGUUGAACUAGAGAAUGCUGAGAGUGUUCCAACGUUUAGCAGCACUGGCACCACCACAAACCGCGCUGAAGAACCAGAUAAAGCCAAUAGAAAAUGAUGUAUGUUUAAUAAUGUUUGCUUGGUUUGUCUAUACCUACCAACUAUGCAAUUGUUUUAUUUUACAUCAACAAUGAUGGACAUUUCAGGGACACCAAAGUUUAUUUGUUUAGUUUAUCUUGGAGAAAAUUCUGCAUGCACCAAGUAUUUUAUUAAAUUUUGGUGUUCUAUUAUUUGUUUAUUCGAAGAAGUAAUUAUGUAAUUAACUAUCA
Cajanus cajan (pigeon pea) is the source of this 2395-nucleotide messenger RNA. RefSeq names its product protein NUCLEAR FUSION DEFECTIVE 4. Lineage: Eukaryota; Viridiplantae; Streptophyta; Magnoliopsida; Fabales; Fabaceae. Gene Ontology annotation, cellular component: membrane. The record is from RefSeq and is a predicted model, not a curated record.